This is a messenger RNA of Chinchilla lanigera (long-tailed chinchilla), 2370 nucleotides long. It is a transcript of the gene Prss53, whose product is annotated as protease, serine, 53. The coding region runs from base 639 to 2297 and encodes 552 amino acids. The transcript has 10 exons. Gene Ontology annotation, molecular function: serine-type endopeptidase activity. Gene Ontology annotation, biological process: proteolysis. The record is from RefSeq and is a predicted model, not a curated record. Lineage: Eukaryota; Metazoa; Chordata; Mammalia; Rodentia; Chinchillidae.
AGUGCUGGGAUUACAGGCGUGCACCACCACGCAUGGCCCCAUUUUCAAGAAAGGUUUUCUGUUUCCUGGGGAGGCAGCCGGCCCAGAGAGGUGCUGGGAUUUACCGUACGUUCACAGCCGGCAAGAAGCAGAGACUCAGUCCAACAAACACCUAAUCCUGCGCACUCUGCCUCGGAAGCAGACAUGAGGACGAGGUAUUUGAAACUCACCUGGUCCUGGCCUGAGAUGCAGGGAAGCUGAAAAGUGGAAACCAAGGGAGCUUGCCUCCUGUGGCCUUCACAGCCCCACGAUGGUGCUCCCAUGCCAGUGAGUCUACUAGAAGCCAGGCUCUUGUCUACGCAUUUUUACAUCCAACAACUCAUUUGAGUUUUUCAGACAAGACGCGGACAGGUUAACUGUCCAAGGGCAAGGGAGUGAUAAGUGGAGAUUUGAACCAGGGCAGUCUGUCUCCGCAGCAAUCUGAAGAUGGGUGGUGAUCAGCCCCAGAGCUAAGAGCUGCUGGCUCCCUCCAGCCCAAAAAAAAGCAAUGACGCCUGACUCCUAGCCAGCUGGGGGCGGGGCAGAGGUGGAGCCAGGGAGACCCAGGCGGCCCGGGAGAACCAGAGCACAGAGGGACGGCAGAGUGGCCCGGGCGCAGCAUGAGGCACAGCGGGGGCGCAGGGCUGCUCAUCCUGGGAGCACUGGUCUUCACAGAGGCAUGUGGGCAGCGUGGACCCGGCCCCCCUGCGCCUCAGGAGGGCAACACACUACCCGGAGAAUGGCCCUGGCAAGCCAGCGUGCGACGGCAGGGAGUCCACAUCUGCAGUGGCUCCCUGGUGGCAGAUACCUGGGUCCUCACGGCUGCCCACUGCUUUGAAAAGGAAGCAGCAACAGAACUGAGUUCCUGGUCCGUUGUCCUGGGUUCUCUGCAGCGUGAGGGGCUGAGUCCAGGGGCUGAGGAGGUGGGGGUAGCUGCCCUGCAGUUGCCCCGGGCCUUUAACCACUACAGCCAGGGCUCAGACCUGGCCCUGCUACGGCUGGCCCACCCCACGACCCGUACGCCCCUCUGCCUGCCCCAACCUGCCCAUCGCUUCCCUUUUGGAGCCUCUUGCUGGGCCACUGGUUGGGAUCAAGACACCAGUGAUGCUCCCAGGACCCUCCGGAACCUGCGCCUGCGUCUAAUCAGCCGCCCCACAUGUAACUGUCUCUACAACCGGCUGCACCAGCGUCUGCUGGCCAGCCCAGCCCGGCCCGGGAUGCUGUGUGGGGGUGCCCAGCCUGGGGUGCAGGGACCGUGCCAGGGAGAUUCUGGGGGCCCUGUGUUGUGCCGAGAGCCCAGUGGAUACUGGGUUCAGGCUGGGAUCAUCAGCUUCGCAUCCAGAUGUGCCCAGGAAGACACGCCUGUGCUCCUGACCGACACCGCUGCUCACAGCUCCUGGCUGCAGGCGCGUGCUCAGGGGGCAGCCUUUCCGGCCCAGAACCCAGGGACCCCGGAGACCAGCGAUGAGGACAGCUGUGUAGCCUGUGGAUCCUUGAGGGGAGCGGGUCCCCUGGCAGGAGCCCCUUCUCCGUGGCCCUGGGAUGCGAGGCUGAAGCACCAGGGGAAGCUGGCCUGUGGGGGAGCCUUAGUAUCAGAGGAGGUGGUGCUGACAGCGGCCCACUGCUUCAUCGGGCGCCAGACCCUGGAAGAAUGGAGCGUAGGGCUGGGGGCUGGCGCAGAGGAACGGGGCCUGAAGCAACUCACCCUGCACGGGGCCUACACACACCCAGAAGGGGGCUAUGACGUGGCCCUCUUGCUGCUAGCCCAGCCUGUGACACUGGGUCCCAGUCUGCGACCCCUCUGCCUGCCCUAUGCUGACCACCGCCUGCCUGACGGGGAACGUGGCUGGGUCCUGGGGUUGGCCCAAGAAGCAGGCCUGAGCUCCCUGCAGACAGUCCCUGUGACCCUCUUGGGGCCUAGGGCCUGUGGCCGGCUACAUGCAGCCCCUGGGGGUGACGGCAUCCCCAUUCUGCCAGGGAUGGUGUGCACCAGUGCUGUGGGCGAGCUGCCCCACUGUGAGGGCCUAUCGGGGGCACCGCUGCUGCGUGAGGUCAGGGGCACAUGGUUCCUGGCCGGGCUACACAGCUUUGGAGAUGCCUGCCAAGGCCCUGUGAGGCCCGCCGUCUUCACGGCGCUGCCCGCCUAUGAGGACUGGGUCAGUAGUUUAGACUGGCAGGUCUACUUUGCUGAGGAGCCGGAGCCCGAAGAAGAGGCGCCCGAGCCUGAGGUGGAGGCUGGGAGCUGCCUGGCCAACUCACGCCAACCGGCCAGCUGCUGACAGUGACGCUCUAGGCUGUUCACAGGACGUGGGAAAAGUGAGACGCCUCCCAUGUCACCGUGCCUGCCCCUCC